GCCCUCCGUGAGGGGGAAAAAGCGCUUCCCGCCCAAACUUCUCUGACAGGGAAAGCUGAAAAAUCCGGAAAAAAAACAGCUCCAGCCCUCCCCACGCAUGUUUUUCCACGCCGAGGAGAACAAUCCUGGGUGAUUUGUGCUUAUUUGAAGGCGCGCCGAGGGGGCGAGGCCAGUGUUGCUUCGCUGAGGGAAAUAGUUUGCACCACGGCCAGCGGGUGGGUGGAAAGACCCAAGAAACGAAGGGUUUGCAGCCUGCCCGUGAUCAAGAAAGAGGACACCCUGCCACACUACUAACACGUUUGAAGUAAUUUACCGUAUCUGAAGUAAUGAAAAGGUCCGAUCUGCAAGGGCUGCCUGUUCUCAAAGGCACCAACAAGCAGCCAUGAGUUGCUUGGUAAAGCCUGUAAGCUGAGUCAGUUGAGCGCACAGGAGCCAGGGCAGCCGGUCACUUGAUCCCCUGCUACACCUGAACCUCAUUGUCGCAGCUUUUAAUAACUGAAUGAAUAUCCAGGCCGCCUAUAAAGGUGCCUUUGGGGAAAGGAUGUUGGGACAAGAGUCAGCAGCCAGAGGCAGAAAUGGGCAACAAACAGACCAUUUUCACCCAGGCACAACUAGAUGCUUAUCAGGACUGCACGUUCUUUACAAGGAAAGAAAUUCUGAGACUCUUUGACAGAUACCGAGACCUGGCCCCACAGCUGGUGCCGCUCGACUACACUGGUAAACCAGCCGUGACACUUCCCUACGAGCUCAUUGGCAGCAUGCCCGAGCUGAAGGACAACCCAUUCCGCCAGCGCAUUGCAGAGGUUUUCUCCGAGAACGGGGACGGCAACAUGACUUUAGAUGAUUUCUUGGACAUGUUUUCAGUGCUGAGUGAAAUGGCUCCCAGAGACUUGAAAGCUUAUUACGCUUUUAAAAUUUACGAUUUUAACAAUGAUGAUUACAUAUGCAAAUCAGAUCUAGAGAAAACUGUUAACAAAUUGACCCGAAAUGAACUGACCGCGGAAGAAGUUAACCUUGUGUGUGACAAGGUGAUUUACGAAGCUGAUGUGGACAACGACGGCAAGCUGUCUUUGGAAGACUUUCAGCAUAUGAUAAUACGAGCUCCAGAUUUCCUCAGCACAUUUCACAUUCGAAUCUAAUGAAACACGUAGACAGAACUGCCGCUUGGACCUCCAGCAACUCUUCACUUACUGUCCACGAGAGAGCAAAAGGAGAGGAGCUAAGAAGACAAUUUCUGGUCAGAGAACUCUGUCUCUUGUUUACCUCCUUAAAAGGAACCAUUCAUUAAGCUCUUCAUCAAGAUUUCCCUGUAAUCUAACAAAAUGCCAAUUUCCCCUGCUGCAAGAGCAAAUCUCACCCAGACGGCAGGGUCGCCUCGUCGGGAUGGAGGAGGCGCAGCUGCGAGCGGGGACGUUCCUCCGCUGAGAAAAGCGCUUGUAGAGUCACGGCAGCAAGAACAGGAGGAGGCCUUAUUUAUUAAAAAAAAGCUGCAAAAGCCCGAACAGACAA
This is a messenger RNA of Columba livia (rock pigeon), 1509 nucleotides long. RefSeq names its product calcium and integrin binding family member 3 (gene CIB3). The transcript has 7 exons. Gene Ontology annotation, molecular function: calcium ion binding; magnesium ion binding. Lineage: Eukaryota; Metazoa; Chordata; Aves; Columbiformes; Columbidae. Gene Ontology annotation, biological process: calcium ion homeostasis. The record is from RefSeq and is a predicted model, not a curated record. The coding region runs from base 576 to 1139 and encodes 187 amino acids.